AUGGAGGGGAAGAUCGUUUUGAUCACUGGUUCAACAACUGGAUUGGGCCUUCACACGGCCAAGAAUCUAUACCUACGUGGGGCAACACUGAUCCUCACAUGUCGAGAUGGAGUUCGUGGACGAGCUGCUUUAGAUGCUGUGCAAUCGCAGCUUAAAAAGGACGGCGAUUUAUCCUCAGGACGAGUUCAUCUCUUCACUCUCGAUUUAACUUGCUACAAAUCGAUUCUCGUUUUCUGUAGCGAAGUAAAAUUGAAUUUCGAUCGGAUCGACGUGCUUGUAAACAAUGCUGGAGUUAUGGGAUUACCCUUUGAGCUUUCUCGAAACGGAGUUGAGAUGCACUUUGCAACGAACGCAUUUGGUCAUUUCGUCCUCGUUAAUAACUUACUGCCACUUCUUGAAAAAAGCAUUGAUGGGCGAAUUGUUAACUACAUUCCAACGCUUCGUCAAUUAAUGGGGGAACAGGAUUGGGACUAUCACCCACGUGUUGCCUAUGCGGUCAGCAAACUAGCGAACUGCCUCUAUACCGUAGAAUUGGCGAGUUAUAUCAUAUCAGUGUUUCGAGUCUGUAUUUUGCAGGGUAUUGAAUCCAUUAUAAAUUGUGCCGUUACGCCCAACAACGAACUGAAUUCGGGUGCUCUUUAUCACGGGUGUAAGGAGGAGGAAUACGGACCUAUAGUGACUGAGGUAAAUUUUAAAUGA
Molecule: messenger RNA, 699 nt
Organism: Angiostrongylus costaricensis
Lineage: Eukaryota; Metazoa; Nematoda; Chromadorea; Rhabditida; Metastrongylidae
Source: the annotation of a GenBank genome assembly